This is a messenger RNA of Centropristis striata (black sea bass), 2609 nucleotides long. RefSeq names its product shugoshin 1 (gene sgo1). Gene Ontology annotation, cellular component: nucleus; chromosome, centromeric region. The transcript has 9 exons. The coding region runs from base 346 to 2241 and encodes 631 amino acids. The record is from RefSeq and is a predicted model, not a curated record. Gene Ontology annotation, biological process: meiotic chromosome segregation. Lineage: Eukaryota; Metazoa; Chordata; Actinopteri; Perciformes; Serranidae.
AAAGUCAACUGGCAGCGAGACGGUCGGAUGUGAUGUGAUAAAAUGGAUUAUAUUGCUGUCUAACGGUAGCUACUAACGCAUUUUGUCGAAACGAUAAUUAACACCACGAACAACUUAGCGACACACACUUUUUCCGGUAAGUUUAAUAUUACGUUGCUUUCAAAUAUGACAGCAGAUUGCAGCGCCUGGAUAUAGCUGGUUGGCUUGAUGUUAACGAUAACUAGCAUGCUAACCUGGCUUGCACGUUAGCUUAGUCGUUUGUUUUGCUUAUCGGUAGACUAAUUUACGCUCUUAAUACGUUGGAUAAAGCGAGAAAAACUUUGAACUAAUCAGAUAUCCUAAGCCAUGGUGAAGGAACGGGUCCAGAAGAAGUCCUUCCAGCAGAGCCUGGAGGACAUAAAGGAAAGGAUGAAGGAAAAGAGGAACAAACGGCUGGAUAAUGCUUCGGCUCCCAGCAGAGGACGGUCCAAAAUAAUAAACAAGAGCAGUGUGGUUAACUCCGCAAACACCAUCCUGAAGGGCGUCCAGCAGAACAACAAGGCACUGGCUGUAGCCCUCCAAGCUGAAAAGGAAAGAGUGAGACAGGGCAAUGCAGUGAUCCUGCAGCUGAAAAGGGAGCAACAGGCCUUGUUCCUUCACCUACUGCUGCUGAAGAAGAAGCUCAAAGAGCAGGAAGCUCUGGCACUGAGUGCUUCAGAGAUUAAACCCCAAAACAUCCUUGAUGAACCCAAAAACCAUGUGGAGCAGACAGGGAGAAGGCAAACAAGUCGGAACCUUGAUGGGCCCACUGUGUGCACAGCCUCACCAAUUUCUGCAGACCCUCUGCACCCUGAAAAGAAUGCACAAUCUGACAAGCAGGUUGUGUUGCCAUCUACAGUGGGUGUGAGGCGUCGCCAUGCAGAUAGAAGAAGCAGGAGGAGAUCUGAGCGAUUUUUGAGUCAGGGGGAUCAAAUCGCAGACUUGGGUGCUGUAAUAGCAAGUCCUAUUCUCAGUGACGGUGCAAAUAUGAAUCAGCCACAGCCAGGAGCAGAACCAGAUUUUAUGGAGCCUGUUUUCACUGAAGAGUUUCAGCACUCUACUCCUGAACCUGUCCCACCCAAAAACAACAACAACAACAACAACCAGCAGCGACCCAGCAGGAAAAAGGCUCAACAACAACCCCGAGCCAAACCAGAACCUGCUGCAGCGAAAGCGGAGAGAGGCCGCAAACCAGACCGUGCCCCGUUGAAGAAACCUUGGGAGAAUCCUAAACCCAGAGCUCGGUCCAAGAGUCGGGAUCGGUCAGCCACACGAGCCAAAACAGCACCUUUAUCACAGGGAAAUAAGCUCAACACCUCCCUUGGAUUUAAUGACACGUUUGACUUUGACUGUGAAGGGACGGUUCAUGUCACACCGUUCAAAGGCAAGGCAGAGGACAACCAGCCGUCCACGGCCAUCAGUGAGGAGGCUCCACACACUGAAGCUAAACCUGUGGUUUCCAAACAAAAUGACUCCAGCUCGACUUCAUCAUCUUCGGAAUCAGAGGAUAGCCUUUAUGUCCCUCAGAAGAGCAGACGGAGACAGACUUCGCCUAAAAAGACCAGAGUGGUCACGGCUCGUAGAGGCCGGCCCCCUAAAGUCAACAAUCAAAAAGAAAACAUUGAUCCAAAACAGGAGAUCUCUGUCUUUAGGGAUGAGGAAUCAAGACCUAAGGCUGUAGAGCCUGAAAAGGAAGAAGCUCAACAGUCCCCUGAUUCUAGCUUUUCCAACAGCCCUGACCCAGCGCUGUUAGGACAGGAGAAUCACCAAGAGCAUCAAAGAGGAGUCACUGAGAAGGAUUGUUUGCUGCCUGUCAGCCCUCUAGUCGAAGUGGAGAUGAUGAGAAUAGACAACGUACUGUCCAAUUUUGGAGAUGCCUCCAAUGACACCCCUCCUGUUUUACCCCACCAAACACCCCAGAGGGUCAAGACGUGCAAGAAACCCUAUCGGAAGUUCUCCUGUGGUGGCUCGCGGCCCUCCGAUGCCCGGUGCUCAACCCCUGUUCCUGCCCGCAAGCGGCGCAGCACCAUAGUGGUAGACUACAAGGAACCCACGCUUAAUGCGAAACUUCGGCGCGGAGACAAAUUCACAGACCUGCAGUUCCUCCGCUCUCCUAUUUUCAAGCAGAAGCCUGGUAGGAGUUCUGUGCGGAAAUCAAGGAGUUCCAUGAGCAGCCAGCAGCCGUUUGAGAAAUACAAUGAGUCAUUUGUUGGAUGUCAUUGAAGGCAGCUACCUUGUUUAAUUUCAUCUGACAUCGUCAGUUUUUACGAGUUUUCUCUUGAUGAGUGAUCUUUUUUUUUUUUUUUAUACCCACAGCUCUUUAUGUGAUGAAUAAAAACAGUGAUCAGUUUUAGAUGUUAUUUUUGUGACUUUGUUCUUUCUUGUUUCUUGCAGUAUUAUUUCCAGCUAAAUAUAAUAUUGGCUGUUUAAUGAAAAUGGCCAGAUUUUCCAGUUCUAUAUGUCAUCAACCUACUGUAUGUUUUUAUUAUGAGAUCCUGAAUUAGUAAAUAUUUUCAUUUAUAAAUGUGUAUAUUUCUUAAGUCAUAUAUGGUCCUGUACGAUGUGACAAUAAAUGUUAUUUUAAUUCUGUA